UCAUGACCGUCUCACGUGUGAUGCUUUCAUUUUUUAAGAGGUUAUUUUUUCAUAAACAACAAUGAAUUUUUCUGUACUGUUUAAAUGUUAAAACAAUGAAUAAAAUAUUGUCAGCACCCAUAAAGCAAGUAAGUGCAAAAAUAGCAUCAGGUGAAUUACUACCUUCAGAAAUUUGUCAAUCAACUCUUACAUUAAUUUCACUAAUAAAACCUUUGAAUGCUUACAUUCAUGUGGUUGAUGAAAUAGCAAAAGAGCAAGCCAAAGAAUCUGAUCAAAGACAACGUGAUAGAAAGCUACUAAGCGAUCUUGAUGGUAUUCCCAUUGCUAUUAAAGAUAAUUUUUGUACUGAAGACAUCCCAACAACAUGUGGGUCAUUGAUGUUGGCUAAUUUUGUUCCUGGAUACAAUGCUACUGUGUAUGAAAGACUAAGAACAAAUGGAGCUGUUUUAAUGGGCAAAACUAAUUUAGAUCAAUUUGCUAUGGGUGCUGGUACAGUAGAUUCUUACUUUGGACCAACGAAAAAUAUUUGGAGAUCAGAUAUUAUGUGCAAUUAUACAAGUGCUAAUUCGUUUUGUUCAGAAAAACUUCAAAAGUGUCGUCAUCUUCAUGAUGAUUGGUUUAUUGCUGGCGGAAGCAGUGGAGGAUCAGCAGUAGCAGUAGCUUCAGGAACCUGUUACGCCGCUUUAGGAUCAGAUACUGGAGGAUCAACAAGAAACCCCGCUGCUUACUGCGGUCUCGUUGGUUUUAAACCAAGUUACGGCCUUUUAUCUCGUCAUGGGUUAAUUCCUCUAGUAAAUUCAAUGGAUGUUCCCGGCAUUUUAACUAGAAACAUUGACGAUUGCAUUCUGGUUUUCAAUGCCAUUGCCGGACCUGAUUUAUUGGACUCUACGACUUUAGAUAAGGAGUUUAAUCCAGUGAAAUUAGAAGAUUCUUCAAGUUUAAAUAUUACAGGGCUUAAAAUUGGUAUUCCUAAAGAGUAUCAUCUACCAGAGUUAGAUCAGGAUAUUGCAGAAUGUUUGAAAAAAGUUUCAAAUUUAUUAGAGCAAGCUGGAGCUUCUGUUAUUCCAGUAUCUCUACCACAUACUAAAUAUUCAAUAGUUUGUUAUUCUGUGUUAAACCAAUGUGAAGUAGCAAGCAACAUGGCAAGGUAUGAUGGAAUAGAAUAUGGUUUUAGGGCAGAUGAAUCAUCUUCUACCGAGGAGUUAUAUGCUAAAACGCGAAGUCUUGGAUUUAAUGAUGUUGUUAGAAGCAGAAUAUUAACAGGAAACUAUUUUCUUUUAGAAGAUAAUUACGAAGACUAUUUUGUAAAAGCCAUGAAAAUUCGGCGAUUAAUUGCUGAAGAUUUUGACAAUGUUUGGAAUUCGAAUAUUGAUAUACUUUUAACACCUACAACACUAUCAGACGCUCCACUUUAUAAAGACUUUAUUUCAAUUGAUAAUCAAACUCAAUGCUCGGUUCAAGACUAUUGUACUCAACCAGCAAACAUGGCCGGUAUUCCUGCGAUCAAUGUGCCUAUUACUCUUUCUUCUAAAGGUCUACCACUCUCUUUGCAAUUAAUGGCACCAUUUUUGCACGAAGAGCAAUUAUUUAGAGUAGCUAAAUGGAUUGAAACGGCUGUUGAAUUCCCCCGGAUAGAAUUAAAAGAUGAAAGAUUACUUCAGUGAUGUUUGUGAUUAUCAAUGAUGUCUAUUGUUAUUUAUUAUAGUACUUUUUUAAUUAAAUUUAUUCACAAUUAA
This is a messenger RNA of Chelonus insularis, 1736 nucleotides long. RefSeq names its product glutamyl-tRNA(Gln) amidotransferase subunit A, mitochondrial-like (gene GatA). Lineage: Eukaryota; Metazoa; Arthropoda; Insecta; Hymenoptera; Braconidae. Gene Ontology annotation, biological process: glutaminyl-tRNAGln biosynthesis via transamidation; mitochondrial translation. The transcript has 2 exons. Bases 96 to 1664 code for a protein of 522 amino acids. The record is from RefSeq and is a predicted model, not a curated record. Gene Ontology annotation, molecular function: glutaminyl-tRNA synthase (glutamine-hydrolyzing) activity. Gene Ontology annotation, cellular component: mitochondrion; glutamyl-tRNA(Gln) amidotransferase complex.